ACUUCUAACUCAGCUGUGGGAGGAUAGGGGUAAAUAAACACCUGUCAGAUCAUCUGUUGGAAAAUGCUCAUUAGUGUCUAGCUUGUUUGGUGUGUUUUUUUUUAUAGAUAUAUUUGAGAGAGUAAGAGCCAUGAGUGUGGUACAGGCAGUGAAGAGUUACGUGAACAAGAUGAUCACUGAGAGUGAACCUGGAUACAAGAUUAUGCUCAUGGAUAAGGAAACUACAUCAUUUGUGAGUGUAGUUCUUGGCAUGAGUGAGGUGAUGCGCCAGGAGGUUUACAUGUUUGAGCGACUUGACCAGACUAGUUCUGGGGAAAACAUGGCUUACCUCAAGUGUCUAGUGUAUAUCAGACCAACUAGAGAAAACAUUGAUCUACUUGCACGAGAACUUCAGAAACCUAGAUAUGGAACAUAUUAUAUAUAUUUCAGCAAUGUGGUAAGCAAGAGUGAUGUGAAGCUUCUUGCAGAAGCAGAUGAACAUGAAGUAGUGCGGGAGGUGCAAGAGCUGUAUGCUGACUACCAAGCACUUUCCCCACAUUUGUUCUCACUCAACAUGCCCACACAUAGUCUUGGCUUGAAAUGGGCAGGAGGAGCUUUACAACGAACAGUUCAAGGCUUGGCAGCUGUGUUGUUUAGCUUACAAUUCCUUCCGUCCAUCCGGUAUCAGAACAACUCGGAAAUGGCUCGCUGUCUUGCAGAGAAUAUUCGGCAAACGAUUCUAACAGAGAGCUCCUUGUAUAAUAGCACUGAGGCUGAAGGCAAUACACUGCUUCUUAUCCUUGAUCGCAGAGAUGACCCUGUCACACCACUCCUCCAUCAGUGGACAUAUGAAGCAAUGGUGCAUGAGCUCCUUGGUGUUAACAGCAGUCGAGUGAGUCUGGCCCAUGUGUCUGGUGUGUCUGAUGACUUGAAAGAAGUUGUCAUGUCACCUUCCCAAGAUGAAUUUUAUGCCAGAAGUAUGUACCUGAAUUAUGGUGAAAUUGGACAGACCAUUAAGAAUCUGAUGGAGGAGUAUCAAAAGAGACUGUCCAAACAGCAGAAAGUGGAAUCCAUAAGUGACAUGAAGAAUUUUGUGGAGAGUUACCCACAGUUCAAGAAAAUGUCUGGAACAGUGAGUAAGCAUGUGACAGUGGUGGGAGAGUUGUCACGUCUGGUGGGUAACCACGGUCUCCUGCAGUUAUCCGAGUGUCAACAGGAACUUGUUUGCGGAUCUGAUCACAACGUAAAUCUUCAGAGGAUAUAUCAGCUAGUGACAGAUCCUAAAGUCAGGGAGCUGGAUGCUGUAGUUCUGGUGAUGCUUUAUGCUCUCAGGCAUGAAGGUCACCCUAACAAUGACACACGAGGGCUUGUAAAUGCACUUAAGAAGAGGAAUGUUAUAGACCGUUACUUAAAGUUGUUGUCAUCUUUAAUGGACUUUGGAGGAGCAAGAGCCCGUCAGAGUGACUUGUUUGGCACCCAGGUUCCACAAGAUGUGUCUACAAUUAAGAAGCGUCUCUUCAAAGGAUUGAAGGGUGUAGAUAAUGUGUAUACUCAGCACAAGCCUCUGCUGCUAGAGACACUAAUGGAGCUGAUGAGGGGCCGUUUACGUGAGGGAGCUUUUCCCUACUGUGGCAACCCAACCUCCUCAGUAGUAGCCAGACCCCAGAAUGUAGUUGUGUUCAUCGUGGGAGGAGCAACAUAUGAAGAAUCUGUUGCAGUUCACCAGUUCAACACCAACAAUCCUGGAGUACAUGUCAUUUUAGGAGGUUCCACCAUACACAAUUCCUCCACUUUCUUAGAUUCUAUGGAGUCAGCAAUGGAAGGUAUUCCACGUAAAACUCUUAGAAUAUAAACAUCUUAUAUAUUCAUGAAGCUUGGUCUGUUAAAUUAUUGCAGGUCAGUCUGACAAGGGAUAUUUUUAAAGUUUAGGUAUGUAUAACUAUAUGUAUGAUUUUAAGCCUUGAUCAACAAAUAUUAAUAUGUUAGAUAAAAGGACACAUGUGCAGCUAAUGCAACAUUUUAUUGUGGCAACAUUUUGCUGUCCAGGAGCUGCUCAAGCUCCCAGAGUGAAAUGAUGCCACAGAAUAAUGUUGCAUUAGUUGCACAUGUGUCCUUGUACUUAACAUAUUGUUGGUAAUUCUACCAACAUUAUUACAAAUAUCAGCAUAACAUUUCACAUGAGCAUAUUAUAACUAUCAAUCUUAAUUUCUUGCAGGUAUAUUAUAACAGUGUUGAUUCAAAGGUACCUUAACCUUACUCAUGUUAGAUUAAGGUGCAUUAAAUUAUGUAUGUAUAAUAAAGUUGGUUGAGGUUGUUAGUUUAGUUAUAGUGAAUUAAUAACAUGUUUAUUGGUGUGGCCACAUUGAUCAUACCAGUUGCAUUGCUUAAGAGAACAAAACAAAACUUUCCAAUUUUUUAACUAUUCCUAUUGAUGAUAUAUGCUGCAAUCAUAUAUAUUUAUAUAAAUGUUAUUCUUUUGAAUGAUGAAGCCUGUAAAGUUUCAAGUAUGCUAGAAAAUGUUUUUAAGGUAUUAGUUUUUAUAAUGAAACAUGCAUCUGCACUUCUAUAUACACAACUUUAAUGUACACUCUGGCCGUCUCCCACCAAGGCAGGGUGACCCGAAAAAGGAACACUUUCACCAUCAUUCACACUAUCACUGUCUUGCCAAAGGAGUGGAAAAAAACCUUCUUUUUUAGUAAAUUAUGCUACAUAAUCAAAGUGCUGUUGUGACUUGAUGGAUUGAGGGAAAACCCACAUGUAGACAGAAGUAAAAUGUAAAUAAGAGGCUGUAUAUUUCAGUCUCUGUCUGGUAUCUUAAGUAGUCAUUGCUGAAGAUUAUCUCAGACAGGCGAGUUCUCUUUUGUGUUUCAUUAUGUUUCUGUCUACUUGUGGGGUUUCCUGAAUACGUAGUUAAUUGUUACUAUUUUUCCUAGCUGAAUGAAAAUCCCUUGGUGUGCAACAACUAGGCUUAGCUAAACAUUCCUUAAAUACAUGAAAGCCAAAAAUUUUUUGUAAGUGCUGUACACAAUGUUACCAAUGAACUGUUGUGAUAAAUUUAAAAAAAAAAUACAAAAUGAGAGACUCGCUAAAAUCAAAGUACAGUACAUAUUUGUCUUUCUUUCAACUGAUGCUUUUACUCGAGUACUGGUAAAACUACAAAUUCAUUAACAGACAUAAAUGGAGGUGCGCACAAACAAAAUUAAGUAAAUAUAUUAUUUAAGUUUUACACAAGUACAAACAAUAACAUUUUUCCCUUGUGUAAUAGUGUGAUCAAAUUUAGCGAGUUUCUAAACUUGUAUGUAAUUACUUAUGUGUGUAGUAUUGGAUUUUUGUUUUAAUGGCAUGUACAGGUAUAAUAUGGAUAUGAAGGUGCAGUGUUCAUAUAUAGAAUACUUUCUGUUGGCUGUGUAUUCCAGCCUCACUGUAAUGUGACUGUACAUAUUUAUGAAAAUAAAUUAAACAAGUAUUUAA
Messenger RNA from Cherax quadricarinatus, 3450 nucleotides. Lineage: Eukaryota; Metazoa; Arthropoda; Malacostraca; Decapoda; Parastacidae. The record is from RefSeq and is a predicted model, not a curated record.